UGUUCUGGAGUGUAUGGUAUUGGUACUGUCGACUCGGUGACAGACACAGGCAGGCUAGCAAACAUGCAGCACGGCCUCAGCGAUGUGCGCGUGCUUUUUUUACUGUGAAACAAUGACUUAGACUCAGCCUCUGUAGCGACAUCUGCUCUCCACACUCGAGCGAGUAUACAGGUCGGCCUUUGUGGGCCGUAUUACAUACCGUGGCUCACCUCUGAUCAGCUUGUAUAAUUAAAUAAGAUGAGGAUAACUAGGUUGGUUCCUAAGGACAGAGGAAGCCGUGUUCAGCAGGACGCGGUACAGAACACAUCGGAGUAUUGUGUAUGUGUGCUACUGUCAAGCUAUCGACCCGAUUGGUCGUGUAUGUACCAGUUUUAUUCGAUACAUUGAAGACGUGAAACUAAAUGAUGAUAAUAUGUGACUUGUUUAUGUGAUACAGAUUUCGUACAUGUGCUCCAGAUAAACAGUGUGAUUGGAAAUCAUAAGACGCGUUGGUGUGAGUUUGCCAUCACACCGCCAAUGAACGCGUUGGUUAACUGAACCCCCCGGGCCGUGCUGCCAUCGGUCGAUACAUAUUCCGUGCAUGUGAAUGAAAUGUCCAGGAUACAAAAUGCUUCAAAGUACAGAUCCAGUUCUCACAGAUAAUCACACGCUGUUAGUAGCUGUGGUCGGCUCCACAAGGAGGCAUCGUUAACGACGAGUAUUUGUGACUAGUCAUGUCUACAAUUCGUAGGGCUUAUAUGGAAAUAUCUAACGGUAUCCGAGGACUUAGAUUUAACAGAGAACAACAAAAUCAGCAGCAGCAGCAACAACAACAACAACAACAACAACAACAACAACAACAACAACAACAGCAACAUCAUCAACAAACAGCGGUGACAGCGAGGGAAACAACAGGUCAAGCGAGAAUAGCCAAUGGAGGUGCGAUGAGUGCCAGAGUAGUCCGCUCUCCAAAACCUCUCAUUGCCAGGAAAAUCCGUAGUUUGUUCGGAAGGCACCAACCGGAAACUAUUCAUGAUCUUUUCAUGUAUGAGAGGUUUUUAUCUAAAUUUUUCAUGUAUUUUUCAGCUGAAGAGAGGGGGGUGUUGUCACAGGUGUGCCUAACUUGGAAAGCCAUCUUGUACCACCCCCGUUUCUGGCUGGACGUCAUCCCUAUCAUAUCCUGUCGCGACCUCAGUCGCGAGGAGGACAUGAGGCGGAUCUUCUAUGAAAGCCUACAGAUGAGGAGCUUUGACUCAAUAUGCUUGUUCGGGGCCACUGACGAUGACCUCGUGGACUUCGUCAAUCACUUCUCCACGUGUAAAAAACAAUUACGUUCGGUAGGUUUGCGUUGCUCCAACGUGACCGACACAGGGAUGGAACAGCUAUUUAAACGUAUGCCUUGUAUCUACCGACUUGAGCUUUCGGGGUGCAAUGAACUAACUGAGACAGGACUUUGGUCGUGUCUUAACUCGAAAAUCGUCUCGUUGACGAUAAACGACUGUAUCAAUGUGGCCGACGACACUGUCGGCGCCAUUGCUCAGCUGCUUCCGUCGUUGUACGAGUUGAAUCUUCAAGCGUACCACGUGACUGACGCCGCUUUGGCGUUUUUCAGUGCCAAACAGAGUUACAGUUUGUCGUUACUGAGACUGCAAUCCUGCUGGGAAAUAACCAACCACGGGAUCGUGAACAUAGUACAUUCCCUGCCUAACCUUACCGUCCUCAGUAUGUCCGGGUGCAGUAAAAUUACGGACGACGGUGUGGAACUUAUUGCAGAAAACCUACGUAAGCUGCGGUCGCUAGAUCUGUCCUGGUGUCCGCGUAUAACGGACGCCUCCCUAGAAUACAUCGCCUGUGAUCUCAGUCAACUGGAGGAACUUGUGCUAGACAGGUGUUCCCACGUGACAGACAUAGGUGUUGGUUACCUGUCCACAAUGACGUCACUACUACGGCUGUACUUACGUUGGUGCACACAGAUCAGAGAUUUUGGUUUGCAGCAUAUGUAUUCCAUGCGGAAUCUACGAGUGCUUUCUCUAGCAGGUUGUACUUUGGUAUCCAGUCAGGGCCUCUGUGGACUCACACAACUACGGAACCUAGAGGAGCUGGAACUAACAAAUUGCCCCAGCGCCACCAAAGAGGUGUACCUAUAUCUCAGAGAAAACAUGACCACGUGUCUCGUGCUGGACUAGCGUUUUAGGCACACAAAAUCUGUGUAGUCAAAUUCAAACCACGAGGAAUAUUAGGUAUACAACGACGACAUGUAUGCCGAUCGUGCGCGCAGAUGCGGAAGUAUUUUUGUACCGGAUGUGAUGUGUUUGCAGGAACUAGUAUAUCAUAGUACAGUAAGGUUAUGACUAGAUGUGCAGAGUACUGAUUUGAUUGGAGUAAAAUAAUUCGAUAGGAAGUUUUAGGUGUGGUGUUCCUUUCAUGCUGUAGAGGCAGGUCAGCUGAGGAUAUGUAACGGAUUACUACAGUAGUUAACAACGGGUUGACACUGAUGUAACAAGAAAUAUGCUACACUCAGGAGGAGAGUCUGAGAAAAAGAGUGUAUUAUAAUGAAAUCUGUGAAGUGUGCUUUUGAAAAUUGUGUUAUUUUAUAGAAAUCGAAUGCUGUAGGACCGGAAGUGACAUGAUGCGUGGUGGAGAAGGAACACAUUCUGUCGAGAAGGUACAUGGUCAAUACUAGAGAUCCCUCGUACCGUCUUACAUCCGUCACAAAUACUCGUGUCUCUGCACAUUGUUAUGGAGAAGCACGUCGAUCUUUCGUCAGUGGAACCCAUGUACAAUCUCUUAUUUAAUGCCAGUAUAUUUUCACUCCAAGUUUGACCAUGUGCCUUCUGUGUAAAUGUCCCAAGCAGCCGGCUGGAGGAUCAGGGGCUGUGGCAGUGGUAUAAUCGGCCCUUUGAAGCGCUAUGCACUAGUAACCCCAUGAGGGUGUGUGGUGUUCUCAGGAUGAUCAUUCUAGUGUUCAUUGGGGUGUAAAUAAAGAAAUCAAUAUAUAUAAUGUUCAAGUUCGUAGCAAAUGUAUUUUUCUGUGAAAAUCCCCCAGGGAAUUUUUUUUUCUGAAGACAGAGAUUAUUAUGUGAUACUCAUUGUGAUUAGACGUUUCUAUUUAUGUUCACUAAGCUGUCACAUUCAGACUGUAAUGUUUUGUGAUUAUGUCACGGUUACAUAUCUAUCAUAAAAAUCUUCAAUUGUUCCAUUUAAGCAUUUUCUUGUAACAUUCCCAUUCUUUAUGUGUUCCAUAUCCCUGAUUUGCUCAUUGUUUUAAUCAAAUAUUCAUACACAAAUACCGAUGACGUAGUACCCCGAGUCGGUGAAGGUUGUGACUUUUGUAGUGUCGUAAAUCGUACCUCUUCAUACAAUAUUGUGUACAACGAUUUUUUUAUAAUUAUUUUAAUCUUAUCUUACAAUAAUGUUUUAAUUGGUGUGGCAGGGAAAGAAGAGAACGGUUUGUGUCGAUUUUCAGCUGGACUGAUGAUAUUUGACCGGAAUAACUGACAAUUCAGUAGAUAUGAGUCUCUGGCUAGUCAAAUUGUUUCUUGUCUGUAACAUAGGAUUGACCGGAAGUUAGGAUUUUCGAAGCGAGUGUGCCAGUAUCCGGUACACUAUAUGUUUGCCGUGAAACAAUGACGGCACACGAGAACGUCCUAUGCUUAUGUGCUAUUUAAGUCCUGUUAGCUAUAACAUGUAUUACUGAAACUGGAAAUGGUCUGAAGACUUCGUGUCAAAAAGGGGAAGGAAAUCCGGAUUACUGUUUCAGGAUGUUUUUUACAGUCCUUAAGUUUUAUGUAACAAAAACAGAACCGAAUCAAUUUCAGCUAUAGAGCAAGUCCUGUCGUUAACGAUAGGCCGACACAUCCUUGUUCUACAUCAUCAACUGUUAUAUUGUUUAUUCUCAUGAAGUAACAAAUUCAGCAUAUAUGUUAUAAUUGGAUACGAGAAAUAUAACAGUGAUAAAUUGUUUACACAAAUAACGUAAUGUACUUGUUAUAUAGGUCUUGUGCUAAAUAUCACCCGGGACUGAUUGGGAACAUCGAUACUCGUAACGUUAGACAAAGUUUACCCACAAGUCUCUCAAAGGCCAGAUGAACCACGGCUCUUGAGACACUGAUGACUUCCGGUCGGCGCACAGUGAAUAAGAUAAGCAUUUAAUUGAUAUUCUUCUCUUUCUGAUUUAACUUCUUUCCAUUGAAAUUUAUGUAUAGAUAGUUCCUUUGAUGUUUCAGUUUUCUUUGAUUGUCUUAAUUUGUUGAAUUAGACCGCGGAGUGUGGUGUAGUACGGUGUACGUUGGGCGCCGGGUGCUGUCGGGCGUUUGUCACGCUUCCUGUUCACCACAAACACCUAUAUAACGUAAACAUUCCAUAUUAACGUAUGAUGUCGUUCUGUCCAUGGAACAACACGUAACUGAACUUAAAUCAAUUCAUUGAUAUUAUCUUUGACAACCUUUUUUCUUCUCUCCGACAAAUAAUAGAUUUGUGUCGCUGUUAGUUACAGGAUAGACUCGAUGAGUUGGUAUUGUGAAGACCUUGGUUACCAGUUUGGAAUGGGAGUUGGUAUUCCUGCUUUGUAUUGUUUUAAUGUUAAAUUCCUUGUUUACCAAUUUGGAAUAAGAGUUGGUAUUUUGUCCUGUUGCAAUGUUAAAGUCCUUGUGUACACAGAGAGGGGUGGGAGUUGGUAUUACUGUCGGGUCGCAAUGUUAAAUUCCUUGUUUACCAAUUUGGAAUAAGAGUUGGUAUUUUGUCCUGUUGCAAUGUUUAAGUCCUUGUGUACACAGAGAGGGGUAGGAGUUGGUAUUACUGUCGGGUCGCAAUGUUUAAGUCCUUGUGUACAUAGAGAGGGGUAGGAGUUGGUAUUACUGUCGGGUCGCAAUGUUAAAGUCCUUGUGUACAAAGAGAGGGGUAGGAGUUGGUAUUACUGUCGGGUCGCAAUGUUUAAGUCCUUGUGUACACAGAGAGGGGGAGGAGUUGGUAUUACUGUCGGGUUGCAAUGUUAAAGUCCUUGUGUACAUAGAGAGGGGUAGGAGUUGGUAUUACUGUCGGGUUGCAAUGUUAAAGUCCUUGUGUACACAGAGAGGGUAGGAGUUGGUAUUACUGUCGGAUUGCAAUGUUUAAGUCCUUGUGUACACAGAGAGGGGUAGGAGUUAGUAUUACUGUCGGGUUGCAAUGUUUAAGUCCUUGUGUACACAGAGAGGGGUAGGAGUUGGUAUUACUGUCGGGUCGCAAUGUUAAAGUCCUUGUGUACACAGAGAGGGGUGGGAGUUGGUAUUCCUACUCGGUUGAAUGACUCGCAUUUCUGACUAAACACUUACCACAAAUUUGUAUAGAGCUUCGUCAUUCGUCAGUUUAUAGGGAAAAAAUCUAACGCGUUUUAUAGUUUAUGUCAAAGCUAUGCCCUUGUUCACCAAUAUCGGGAUGAGAGUUGGUGUAAUGGCCCUGCUUGAUACAAUCUAUACUGAUGUCGGCGUGUCUUCCUUCUUCAACAAAAAAUGGGACUGAUAAUUGUCAUUGUUAGGUAUAACCGUCUGUACACCACAUCAUAGCACAAAUAAAGUAUUCGUCUGUCGGAUGUAGGUUGAUCACGAAGUGAUUAGUAUGGUGGACGUGAACCAGUUGAGUACAGGGGUUGGUUACCGGAAGUAUGACAUACAUCGUUUACGUAAUUAGAACAUAAGCUCCUUUCUAGUCAACAGCUCGCACCGAUUAUCAAGAUUUUGCAUUUUCAAGUUAAUUUGGUUUUAAGUUUUUGUCCUUGUCCCCAGUGAAAGGAUAUAGUAUGUGUGUUGUGUAUGUUAACAGGUGUUUCCUGUCCAGGUGUACAUGUACAAGUGUUGUGUAUGUGUACAGGUGUACCUGUACAUGUGUUGUGUAUGUGUACAAGUGUUUCCUGUACCGGUGCACCUGUACAUGUGGUAUGUAUGUGUACAGGUAUUUCCUGUCCAUGUGUACCUGUACAUAUGUUGUGUAUGUGUACAGGUGUUUCCUGUACCGGUGCACCUUAACAUGUGUUGUAUGUGUACAGGUGUUUCCUGUACCGGUGCACCUGUACAUGUGUUGUGUAUGUGUACAGGAGUUUCCUGUCCAGGUGCACCUGUACAUGUGUUGUAAGUGUACAGGUGUUUCCUGUACCAAGUGCACCUGUACAUGUGUUGUGUAUGUGUACAGGAGUUUCCUGUCCAGGUGUACCUGUACAUGUGUUGUGUAUGUGUACAGGAGUUUCCUGUCCAUGUGUACCUGUACAUGUGUUGUGUAUGUGUACAGGUGUUUCCUGUCCAGGUGCACCUGUACAUGUGUUGUGUAUUUGUACAGGAGUUUCCUAUCCAGGUGCACACGUGUUGUACAUUACAGGCACCAGGCAGGUCUCUGUGCGUAUGUUGUACAAUUGUGUCUGUACAUAUAUAGUACAUAUGUGUCUGUACAUAUAUAAUACAGGCGUGUUUGUAUCUGUUUAGUACAGGUGUGUGCAUGUCGUGGCUGUAGGUGGCGCUGGCGAGAGCGAGUGGAUAUAACACAUUUUUAUUGAAACAAAAUUUAAACACAAUUUUAAGAAAUUAAACAAAAUACAGA
Molecule: messenger RNA, 6543 nt
Organism: Mizuhopecten yessoensis (Yesso scallop)
Lineage: Eukaryota; Metazoa; Mollusca; Bivalvia; Pectinida; Pectinidae
Product: F-box/LRR-repeat protein 16-like
Exons: 3
Coding region: 714-2165 (483 amino acids)
Biological process (GO): SCF-dependent proteasomal ubiquitin-dependent protein catabolic process
Cellular component (GO): SCF ubiquitin ligase complex
Molecular function (GO): protein binding
Source: RefSeq, a predicted model, not a curated record